This is a messenger RNA of Siniperca chuatsi (mandarin fish), 4365 nucleotides long. It is a transcript of the gene klhl21, whose product is annotated as kelch-like family member 21. The record is from RefSeq and is a predicted model, not a curated record. The coding region runs from base 217 to 2052 and encodes 611 amino acids. Gene Ontology annotation, molecular function: protein binding. Gene Ontology annotation, biological process: protein ubiquitination. The transcript is spliced from 5 exons. NCBI's taxonomy places the organism in Eukaryota, Metazoa, Chordata, Actinopteri, Centrarchiformes, Sinipercidae.
ACAGCACGUGAAGGCAACAUAUAUUACAGUACAGGGUAUCAUGGCGCAGAAGAGGCCGAAGAGAUCCGCAGCAUCAAACUUUAAUUUCAGCUCGAUUUGUAACGUGUUAACGCGUUGUACUCUAUAAACUUGUUAACAGACGGUGAAGACAAAUACUGAUGAGAACAGCAUUCUGAGCACAACCACGGGAAACUGAGACACCCAGUGAGAGGAGAGAUGGAAAAGCCAGUCUUGCAGACACAACCGUCCACCCUGCCUUUUUUCGACACAGCCCAUGCUUUCAACCUGCUGCGGGGAAUCCAUGAACUCCGUGCCGAACGAAAGUUUUUCGAUGUUACUUUGUGUGCAGAGGGCCGCGAGUUCCACUGUCACCGCACAGUGUUGGCCGCUGCCAGUACCUACUUCCGGGCUAUGUUCACAGGAACUUUGAGGGAGAGUGUUAUGGACCGGGUGGUUCUACACGAGGUGUCAGCUGAGCUUUUAGGUCUGCUGGUGGACUUCUGCUACACGGGACGGGUCACUGUCACUCAGGAUAAUGUGGACGUCCUGCUGAAGACGGCUGAUCUGUUUCAGUUCCCCUCUGUCAAAGAGGCCUGCUGUGCUUUUCUGGAGCAGCGGCUGGAUGUUUCCAACUGCUUAGAGAUCCAGGACUUUGCAGAGGCCUACGCUUGCCGAGAGCUGGCGACCAGUGCUCGCCGCUUUGUCCUAAAAAACAUAAUGGAGCUGGCCAAAGGGACUGACUUUGAGCGGUUGCCAUGGAAGCGCCUCCUUGAGUUUGUGUCAGACGAUGAGCUUUGCGUGGACAAGGAGGAGACAGUUUAUCAAAUUGCAGUGCGCUGGGUGAAGGCUGAUCUCCAGCGGAGACUGCACUAUUGGCCCGAGCUCCUCCAGCAGGUCCGACUCCCCUUCGUCAGGAGGUUCUUUCUGUUGGCCCAUGUGGAGAGCGACCCACUCGUCUACCUUUCUCCCACCUGCCUCCGCAUGGUGAACGAAGCGCGUAGCUUCCAGUCCUGUGAGUAUGACCGCCAUGACAGGCCCUGCCACCGUAUGCGGCCACGGCCAUCCACGGGAUUGGCAGAAAUCCUGGUGGUGGUAGGAGGCUGCGACCAGGACUGUGAUGAGCUGGUCACAGUGGACUGUUACAACCCCCAGACUGGACAGUGGCGCUACCUGGCUGAGUUCCCCGACCACCUUGGAGGAGGCUACAGCAUAGCUGCCCUCGGAAACGAUAUGUAUGUCUCGGGUGGCUCUGAUGGCUCUCGCCUCUAUGACGGCGUGUGGCGCUACAAGUCCAGUGUCAACGAGUGGACAGAGGUGUCCCCCAUGCUGAAGGCCCGCGAGUACCACAGCUCUUGUGUGCUGAAAGGUCAGCUGUACGUGGUGGCGUCGGACAGCACCGAACGUUACGAUCACGCUCUGGACUGCUGGGAGGCCUUACCGCCCAUGCUGCACCCCAUGGACAACUGCUCCACCACCACAUGCAGUGGACGCUUGUAUGCCAUAGGCUCUCUGACUGGGGAGGACACCAUGGCCAUCCAGAGCUAUGAUGCAGACACCAACCGCUGGGCCAUGGUCAGCUGUGGACAGCUGCCCCCAUGGUCCUUCACACCAAAAACUGUGACCCUCAAAAGCUUAAUCUACUUUGUCAGGGAUGACUCAGCUGAGGUUGAUGCUUACAACCCUCAAAAGAACGAGUGGUACAAAAUUAGUCCGAUGACCCAGGUCCACGUUGGAGGCAGUGUGGCAGUCCUGGGUGGUAAAUUAUACGUGUCUGGUGGUUAUGACAAUACGUUUGAGCUGUCAGAUGUGGUGGAGGCCUACGACCCGACCACCCGCACGUGGACUCUUGCUGGACGGCUGCCUCAGCCGACGUUCUGGCAUGGCAGCGUCAGCAUAUUCCGCCAGUUCAUGCCCCUGGUGUCCAGUGCAUUUGCACCUACUGACAUACCCGAGUCAAACGCCAUUCACAUGCACCGGCACCAGCGUCACCAAGCGCUCCACAAUCUCAACAACAAUCUCAACCAAAACCAGGAUGUGAACCCAGCACACUGAGUUUGGACCUAGAAAUCCCUGUUAGAGUUUCAGUUUCAAUUCUCUUUGUGCCAUGAGUAGUUUACCUCAUCACAAUGCUAGUUGUUAAAGGCAGAAGAGAAGACUUAACAUUUGAGCUAAAUGUUGGAGUGGAAAUGAAGUUAUUGCACGUGCGCCCAGUUUCUCAAUGAUUGAGAUUUAUAAAACAGAACCAGUCGUACGUGUGAAACUACGUACUACGUACGUAUAAAACUGACGAAGAGAAUGUGUAUGCAUAUUUCUGUCUUGCAUACACAGAGUUUUAGUUGUGAAUCUACACAGAGUUUUAUGUAUCCCUGAUGGCCCCUGAUGUUUCUUAGCCCCGGAAGUUAAUCAAACCAAACCAAACAGUUAGUCCAAAAUCAAAAGUGUCUUUAGUUGUUCGAAUGGCUAUACUCGAAGGCGGACAGUGUCUCCUUGAAGGCAUUCAUAGUGUUACACUUGGUUGUUCACAUGAAAAGUGACAGAAAUAGUUAUGUGAAGAAUGAAAAAAAGAGAGCUCGAGAAGUUCACAUCCUGUGAAUGUCGGAUCAUCGGUUUUUGGAAAGUUACAGAAAUGGGCGGAGACAUCCCCUCCCUAAUCCGACAUCGAAAGGUGUGUGGGAAGGGGUUUCUGAAACUGUUUGACCAUCUGACAAGUACUUCUGAAGAAGCAUACUGGCAGCGUCAUCCUAGAGGUCUUUUCACCGAAAUAUAGUCUUUGACAACACUGUCCAUAAAGCAUAAAUGUCACCUUUGUGUCGUUUGUCCAAGUAUGUAUUCUAGUGCAGCGUCUUCUUUGCCUCUUUCUGGUGCGUCAAGCGGUGAUGGGCUUACUACUGCCCCCUGAGGCCCGGAGAGCAGAACACACCCACUGUAACUACUGUUGGUGAGAAUCACAUUUUUGGUGUGUGUCCCCCCCAUUGGCCACAAGGGGCAGCAACAAGCCCAUUCCACACUAAAACAUGGAAAAGGUGAGAUUUAUGUUUUAUGCUUGUUUCAAAGACUUUCCCUUCGGGGAUCAAUAAAGUAUUUCUGAUUCUGAAAACUGUAUGUUUUGGUAUUACGAGAGAAAAGACUUCAAGGAUGAAGACUAACUGUUAAAUUCCCCAACCUACAUAAAGAGCAGAUCCCACAGACUUUACAUUGUGAUGAUGUCACAGAUUUGACAAUUUAUAAAUUGAUUUUCUCGGCUUUACAAAUAUAAAACCUCCAUGGAUCAAAAAUUAGAAAGAGUUAUAAUUGACCUUGUUUGCAGUUUGAGGUGUCCUGUCAACAGUUUUACAGACAGCUCUUUUAUAAUGGUGGUCUAUGGGGGAAAUGCUUUUUGGGCCGCAGGGGAAUGUUUCGUUGCAAUAUCGCGCGUGGCCACUGUAAAAAAUUGGAAGCAAGGCUGAGCGGAGGCGUCUUAUCCAGUUCUUUUUAUACAUCCAUGAGCAUAACACACCAGAAUCUCUGACUCAACUGUCGGCGGUCGAGUUGCAUUGUGGGUGAUGUAGGCAUCAAGUUUUGGUGAGAAAGAAGAUUGAGUGAAAUAAAAAGCCCAUCUCUUAGAUUUAGAUCUUUUAGAUCUUUAAUUUUUUACUGUCCACCAUGAGUCUGUCAGUGUUAUUGGAAUGCAAAGCUAAAUCGGUGGAUUACUCUUUUCACAAUUUGUAGCCCAGAGCAAGAGCCAAAUAUUUGGUCGGAAACAGCAAUAAUCUGUUGACAUUCCAAAAACGACGACAAUCACAAUUGAUAUCUAGCACUAAACAGACAUAUGGCUGAAUAGGGUGGGUUGAGAUUUACUAGGAGAAAUAUCUUGUACUUGAAGGUGUGCUGAGUAAUCUUCUGUCAUCGCAGGAUGGUUGCAUGUGAUGUUAACUUGUCCCAGGUUGAUACUCUAUUGCUUGUGAUAAUUAGGCUGCACAGCAUCUCCUUGUGUCACUCCUGCCCCUUAAACUGGGCUACACCAGCCUUUAUAAACACCAGUCGAAUGUGCAUGAAGAAUUUUCUUUAAAAAUUGUGUUUACGGAUGUUUUAAUGUUUUGUAUUUUUACUUAUGGAUAUAUUUGUGCUGUGGUUGCUUAAGAUGCCCCUGCCUAUCAGUUGCAACAAGAAAAGUAACACUUGGUAAAUGUUGGUGAUGGGUCACCAGUCACAACUGGAAGUGCAAAAGAAUCUCAAUUUGUUCUCAUGUAAAAUUAUUUUUGCUUUAAUGGUAAAAAUAUUUUUGAGUGUUUUUAUGGUGAUGUUAAUGCAUCAUUGUUUUCUUAGUUUUCAUACAAGUUUGUGAUGUUGAAUCAGUUUUGUAAAUACAGUAUAUUCUUAACCUUA